AUGUCUGACAAGCUUACUCGUAUUGCGAUCAUCAACAGUGACAAGGUUCGUCGCGAAAUACCCCCACUAAUAGGAUUUUCUCCCCGGGAGACUAAUCAGUUACAGAAAUGUCGUCAAGAGUGCAAGAAGUCUUGCCCUGUGGUCCGCACUGGCAAGCUUUGCAUUGAAGUCGAUCCGAGUUCGAAGAUCGCCUUCAUCUCCGAGCGCCUGUGCAUUGGUUGUGGUAUUUGUCCCAAGAAGUGCCCAUUCGGAGCCAUUCACAUCAUCAAUUUGCCCACCAACCUCGAGACCCAAGUCACCCACCGCUACUCGGCCAACAGCUUCAAGCUUCACCGACUUCCCAUGCCCCGUCCCGGUCAGGUUCUCGGUCUGGUUGGAACAAACGGUAUUGGAAAGAGUACCGCGUUGAAGAUUCUCAGUGGCAAGCUGAAGCCUAACCUCGGUCGUUAUGACAACCCUCCUGACUGGGAGGAGAUCCUGAAGUAUUUCCGUGGUUCCGAUUUACAGAACUACUUCACCAAGAUUCUGGAAGACAACCUGAAGGCAGUUGUGAAGCCUCAAUAUGUCGAUCAGAUUCCCCGUGCUGUGAAGGGACCUAUUCAGCAGGUUCAGCAGCUCAUCUCGGCGCGCGCUGCGCUAGGUAACGAGGAGGAUAUCAUGGAAGUUCUCGAGUUGAGACAAGUUGCGCAACGUGAUAUCGGUCACCUUUCCGGUGGUGAGCUUCAGCGUUUUGCCAUUGGUCUGGUUUGCGUGCAGAAGGCCGACGUGUACAUGUUCGACGAACCUUCCUCAUAUCUCGAUGUUAAGCAGCGUCUGGCUGCUGCCCGUACAAUCCGCAGCCUCCUCCGCCCCGAUGACUAUGUCAUCGUUGUCGAGCACGAUUUGUCCGUCCUCGAUUACUUGUCCGACUUCAUUUGCGUGUUGUAUGGUCGUCCUGCUGUCUACGGUGUCGUCACUCUGCCUUCUUCCGUCCGUGAGGGUAUCAACAUCUUCUUGGACGGUCACAUCCCUACUGAGAACCUGCGAUUCCGUGAGGAAUCUCUCACCUUCCGUCUUGCUGAAGCCGGCGAGGAGUUCAUUGCGGACAAGGAUCGUGCCUUCGCCUAUCCCGCGAUGGAGAAGACUCUGGGUGACUUCCACCUGAAGGUUGAUGCCGGAAAGUUCACCGACUCCGAAAUUGUCGUCAUGAUGGGUGAGAACGGAACUGGAAAGACCACUUUCUGUAAGAUGCUUGCUGGUGCAUUGAAGCCCGACGGCCUCAUCUCUGUCCCUAAGAUGAACAUCAGCAUGAAGCCCCAGAAGAUUACCCCCAAGUUCACGGGUACCGUCCGCCAACUCUUCUUCAAGCGUAUCAAGACUGCUUUCCUGUCUCCUCAAUUCCAGACCGAUGUCUACAAGCCCUUGAAGAUGGAUGACUUCAUCGACCAGGAGGUUCAGAACCUGUCCGGUGGUGAAUUGCAGCGUGUCGCUAUUGUCUUGGCUCUGGGUAUGCCCGCUGAUAUCUACCUGAUUGACGAGCCCAGUGCCUACCUGGACUCCGAGCAGCGUAUUGUCGCUGCUCGUGUCAUCAAGCGUUUCAUUAUGCACACCAAGAAGACCGCUUUCAUCGUCGAGCACGAUUUCAUCAUGGCCACCUACCUGGCUGAUCGUGUCAUUGUCUUUGACGGCCAGCCAUCCGUGGACGCUCGUGCCCAGACGCCCGAGUCUUUGGUCGGUGGUUGCAACCGGUUCUUGAAGAGCUUGGAUGUCACUUUCCGUCGUGACCCCAACAGCUACCGCCCCCGUAUCAACAAGUACAACAGUCAAAUGGACCAGGAGCAGAAGCUGGCAGGCAACUUCGUAAGUUUUCUACUUCAUCUAUGGAUGCUUACUUCUUGGAAGAAGAGAACUGAAAAGGGCGUCCACAACGAGCAUCGUCGCCGCCGUCACAAACACGAUGGCCGCGACUAUGAGCAGCGGCGCAACAGGCGCCGAGGCGAUUGGAAGAUCAUGUGGUUAAUGGGGAUCCCAGGCGUAUGCAGAGCCUCGGCGGUUCAGGGCAAGGGAUUCCGUCACCGCGCCGGGCCCUCUUCCGGUGCCGAUGACGGUCUCUCGGACGACGAUGGCGAUGAUGACGAUUUAAAUGGCAACAGUGACCCCGACUAAACGGUAGUGACUUGCUUCACACCCCCUGCUAUCCUUGGUCUAGUACGCUCAUUUACUUCUGCGACCUGUUGCCAUUCAUCAGUCUAUCAACAAAUGCCUAUAUCGUUAUUCGCCUUGCGACCUGCCUUGAUUUGCUCUGGGUUUGUAUAUCAAAUCCGGAGUCAUCAGCCCCCGGUUGGGAACACAUGUCUACAGAUCUUCCACUAACACCUGUUAAAUUUUAAUGGUGGAUUGGGUUCGGCAUGGCUUAUUGUUCCAACGGAGUUCUUAUGUUUGCAUUAGGUUGGAGGGUUUGGGUUCCAAAAAAAAGCUCUUCCAUGAAUUUUAUGAUUUGAAGAUGGAUGUCGCGUCGGAAUGGAUUGGUG
Messenger RNA from Penicillium hordei, 2510 nucleotides. Its product is annotated as ABC transporter ABCE. Gene Ontology annotation, molecular function: ATP binding; iron ion binding; ATP hydrolysis activity. Gene Ontology annotation, biological process: translational initiation; ribosomal subunit export from nucleus; translational termination. The coding region runs from base 1 to 2145 and encodes 714 amino acids. NCBI's taxonomy places the organism in Eukaryota, Fungi, Ascomycota, Eurotiomycetes, Eurotiales, Aspergillaceae. The record is from RefSeq and is a predicted model, not a curated record. The transcript has 7 exons.